AAGAUUAGUACUACUAGAUAUAUCUCUGAUGUCUACUAGUCACUAUGAUAAUACUUUUAAUUUACCUAAAAAGACAUAGAAAGCCGCAAAUAUGAUGAGGUUGUUGUUUGUUUUUCUCUCGACUUGGUCAUGGAAAAUCCCAACACUCAUAUUUUGCUUAAUCUCUCACGUUGACGAGACUCUCUCUCUUUCCUUGAAACCCCGCCACCACAUACUUGCACCAAUAGAAUACCUCUAAUUCUUUUAUCAUUUCAUUCUAAUCAUUCAUUAUCCUUUUCUUUACCAUCCUUUCUUUCAUCAAUCAAUCUUCCAUUUUUUGUUCUUAAAUUUCUCUCUUUAAUGUAAGAGAUUAUGAUAAGCUGGGAAAUACUAUGCCACUUUUUUAUACAUCAAUCAAAUUUUCAUUCAACCGUUGCUUUUUGUUCACUAUUGUUAAGCAUAGGAAGAGAUUACUUACUUGUUUCUUAAUUAUUACCAUAUAAUUCUAGCUGUAGGACACUAAUGAGAACAACUAGUGGUGAAAACGUGGAGACUUUACUAAAUACCCGCUCCUUUCAGGCACAUAGUAAAAUAUGCAUACAACUGAUGAAUAUAGUCGAAAGCAUCAUGAGGAUACUUCCAAACAUAGAGGAAGCAAGGCCUAGAUGCUCAUCCGGAAUAGAGUCUCUAUGUUCGCUGCACAACUCAAUUGAGAAAGCCAGACUACUUCUGCAACAUUGUUCUGAAUGCAGCAAACUCUACCUGGCUGUGACAGGGGAUACAGUACUUACAAGAUGCCUAAAGGCAAAAAAGUCAUUAGAACAAAGCUUAAUUCCCAUUCAGGGUAUGGUUCCAGUUCUGUUGGCUGUAGAGGUUUCUAGAAUAAUUGAUGAUCUUGAGUGUGCUACAUUUGUUCUGGACUAUGCCGAAGAAGAGGCUGGGAAAGUUUUAACGGAACUGCUUCAGCAUGGUAAUUCAAAUUCAGAUUCAGUGGAAGAUUUUGAACUUAAAGCACUUCAGUUUGCAGCACCAAGACUGAAUAUAACAUCACAAAAGGCCUUAUUAUUCGAGAGACGGGCGAUCAAGAAGUUGCUAGAUAAAAUUGGACAAAGUGACCUGAAAAAGUGGAAGAUCUUGAGAUAUCUUAUGUAUCUAUUGAAAAAGCAUGGAAACUACAUGGUGGCGGGAGAACACAUUGAGAAUUUUUAUUCUCGAAGAGAAGAAAUUGCAAGGGAUAACUCUAGUCGCAAUUCUCUACGAAGCAAUCGAGUUGAGUCGGAACGUAGCAUGAACUUUGAUCAGAAUAGAACUCACAUGAAUCAGUCGGAUAGAGUGACACCGCCUGAGGAAUAUAAGUGUCCAAUAUCCUUAAGAUUGAUGUAUGAUCCUGUUAUCAUUGCUUCUGGAGUUACGUAUGAAAGAAUGUGGAUAAGAAAGUGGAUUAAUGAAGGUAAAACUACAUGUCCAAAAACAAAAAUGGAACUAACUCAUACGACAUUGACUCCAAAUGUUGCCAUGAAGGACAUAAUAUCAAAGUGGUGCAAAAGUAACGGUGUCUCCAUUCCUGAUCCAAGUAGACAUACAGAAGAUUUUCACUUAAUGGAUGCUUCAAUCACCUCUAUCAAGAGUUUGGGAAGUUAUUUCAAUGAUUUGAACUUGCCAAUGGAUUUUAGCAACAUGUCUCUUGGAUCAUUGGAUACUAGUUUUAAUUCAGAUGUGUCACGAGUUCAGCCUAAUCAUGACUUGAAUUUGAUGAUGGCCAGGAGUAGUGAAAACUCUCAGUCUCACAUGCAAAGAGCUCAUGUACCAGAGAUACAUGAUUCAGAUUUGAUGCUCUUGCCUACACUUCAUGAUCUUCAAUGGGAUUCUCAAUGUAAGGUCAUUGAAGAUUUGAAAGAUCAUAUGAAAAGUAAUAGCCAAGCUAUUUUGUCUGUGUCAGCUGAAAAUUUAGUUGAACCAGUAGUCAGAUUUUUGUGCAAUGCAUAUGAUCUGCAAGACGCAAAAGCGCUGAGAGACGGAACUCAGCUGCUGUUGGAAUUUGUGAACAACUGCAGAAAUGGUAUGGCUGACAUAAGUGAAGAUACAUUCAUAAAGUUGGCAAAUCUUCUUGAUUCAGAAGUGAUAGGAGAAGUACUUGACAUAAUGGAAGAACUUUCUGGAGAUGGAAAUAGUAAAACCAAAAUUGCAGCAUCGAGUGCACUCACUUCUGUCUUAAAGUUGCUUGAUUCUGAUAGCAAAGAGUUCCAACAAAAAGCUAUAAGAACAAUCUACAAUUUGUCCUUCAAUAGUGAAGUUUGUCCACGCAUGGUAUCUCUCAAUUGCAUCCAAAAAUUGCUUCCAUUUUUCAAAGACAGAUCGGUUUUGCGAUACUGCAUAUAUAUAUUGAAAAACAUGUGUGACACUGAAGAGGGUAGAAACUCAAUUGUUGAAACUAGGGGAUGCAUAUCUUCUAUUGCUGAAAUACUUGAUACCGGAAGUAAUGAGGAGCAACAACAUGCACUUUCUGUUCUACAAUCUUUAUGUUCAUGCUCUCAAAGUGUGGAUUAUUGUAAGUUGAUUUUGGAUGAGGAAGAGAAUAUCAUCACUACUCUUUUCUAUAUCUCACAGAAUGGAAAUGAUAAAGGAAAGGAAAGUGCCUUGGAAUUGAUUCAACUUUUGAAAGAUGCUAAAGAUGUUGAGAAUGAAGAUAAUAGAUCCUCUCAACCAAUUACCAACAACACUUCUGGAGAAUCCAGCAGUCACACUGAAGAAAAUAGAUCAUCAAGAAAAUCGCCAUUUCUGAAGAAACUAGGAUUGUUCUCAAAAAACAAAAAGUGAAAUGAAUUCCUCAACAUGCUUGAUAAGAGCUACUUUGAAUUGAUGGAUAUAGCUGAUAUGAUUUAUAUAUGGUUCCUCAAUCUUUGUGGAUGUGUGAUAUAUUGGUUUUGCCUUUCUUAAGAUUAAUACUAAAUCUCAACUUGUAACAUAUUAAGUUCUAAAAUAUUCAUUCACAAUGCUUCAGCUGCAUAAUUUUGUACUGUAACAGCAGGCAUUGUAAGUAAUUGUAAUGUAUAGUUGUGCUUAUGUUUAUAGUAGGCACUGUAACAGUAGGGGUUGCUAAUAUUGUUAGAGUACUACCACUCUCAAUUUUUAUUUUGUUUAUUCUUAUUUGUAUAUAUAUUAAACACUUCUACA
Molecule: messenger RNA, 3153 nt
Organism: Trifolium pratense (red clover)
Lineage: Eukaryota; Viridiplantae; Streptophyta; Magnoliopsida; Fabales; Fabaceae
Product: U-box domain-containing protein 5-like
Exons: 6
Coding region: 502-2796 (764 amino acids)
Biological process (GO): protein ubiquitination
Cellular component (GO): nucleus; cytoplasm
Molecular function (GO): ubiquitin-protein transferase activity; protein binding
Source: RefSeq, a predicted model, not a curated record